Molecule: messenger RNA, 900 nt
Organism: Penicillium vulpinum
Lineage: Eukaryota; Fungi; Ascomycota; Eurotiomycetes; Eurotiales; Aspergillaceae
Product: putative trimethyllysine dioxygenase TmlH
Exons: 6
Coding region: 1-900 (299 amino acids)
Biological process (GO): carnitine biosynthetic process
Cellular component (GO): mitochondrion
Molecular function (GO): trimethyllysine dioxygenase activity; iron ion binding
Source: RefSeq, a predicted model, not a curated record
AUGACACAUGACCAAAAGCGACCUCCAAGGUUUUCUAAGCAAAUCGUGGAUCAGAAUCAGAGUCCCAGAGUGAAAUAUGAGGAUGUUAUGUCAGACGAUAGAGCUCUUCGUAUUUGGUUGGAGCAUAUUUGGUAUCGUGGAUUCUGUUUUGUAGACGACGUUCCUAUCAGCGCAGAGGCGACUCAAUUGCUCAUUGAACGGAUUGCAUUCAUCAGGAACACCCAUUAUGGUGGUUUUUGGGACUUCACGGCCGAUUUGACUUUCAAAGACACGGCAUAUACUAACGAAUUCCUGGGUGCUCAUACGGACAACACUUAUUUCACAGAUCCUGCAAGACUUCAGCUCUUCCAUCUGCUAUCUCAUACCGAGGGAUCUGGUGGAGAAAACCUCUUGAUUGAUGGAUUCGCAGCUGCAGCUCAACUACGCGACGAGAAACCCGAGCAUUAUGCCCAAUUAGUGAAUCAGAGGCAUCCUUGGCACGCAAGCGGGAACGAAGACAUCUGCAUCCAACCAUCCGCCAUGGCACCAGUCUUUUCGAUCCAUCCGGAUAUGAAUAUAAUGUACCAGAUCCGCUGGAACAACUAUGAUCGUGCACCAAAGGUCAAUUGGUCGGCAUCGGAGCAGGCUAUGUGGUACAGGGCUGCGCGCCACUAUAACGAGAUCUUGCAGAGCAGAGAAUUGUGGACGAAGCUGAAUCCAGGAUCGGCACUCAUAUUCGAUAACUGGAGAAUGUUACAUGGCCGCUCUCAGUUCACUGGAAAGAGGCGAAUGUGCGGUGGUUACGUCAACAACGAUGACUACCUUUCUCGACUUCGUCUGCUCAAGUUCGGCCGGAAAACAGUACUGGACAAUCUUGGCAACAUCCAAAUGAAAGCCAAUAAUCCUUAUUGGUAUAUAUAG